AUGCAUCCAGCCUCUCCCUUCUUCAGACUUCGCGACGGUAGCCACAGGCUUACCGGUACGGCACCUACAGCCCAAACCCGCGGGCUCGCCAUCCCCUCAGCACCCCAACCCAACGAGAAGGGAAAAAAGAAGAAAAAAAAGAACCCGCGUCCCAAGAACACGGCGUUUCCAGCAGCGGGAAGAGUAGCAAUGGCCGCUUGUCGCGAACCAUGUGCUGUAUACGGUAGGCUGGCAUUUUCCUGCCGCGGUGCCGGGUAA
Molecule: messenger RNA, 258 nt
Organism: Plenodomus lingam JN3
Lineage: Eukaryota; Fungi; Ascomycota; Dothideomycetes; Pleosporales; Leptosphaeriaceae
Source: RefSeq, a predicted model, not a curated record